Messenger RNA from Paramecium tetraurelia, 321 nucleotides. RefSeq lists its product as uncharacterized. The transcript is spliced from 3 exons. The record is from RefSeq and is a predicted model, not a curated record. NCBI's taxonomy places the organism in Eukaryota, Ciliophora, Oligohymenophorea, Peniculida, Parameciidae.
AUGAAACCUUAAUUUAAUGAUAGUUAUUUAAAGAACAAGAAAUCAUUAUAGGAUCUAUUUAUAAUUUUAAGGAAUUUUACUCUCAAAUCAUUUAGCGAAACUUGGGGUUCUAAAGGUACACCAUCUAAUGAUUAAUUUAGCUAAACUUAUAGUAAUAUUAAUUCCUUGAGAGGGUAAUUCUUAGCACAAUAACUUCAAAAAGUCAAAAUUGAAGUAGAAAGACUAUUUAUUAUGGUGUAAAUGGAGUAGGAAAAUCAUUUCAUAAAUAAUUUAAAGAAUAGAAUGAGAUCUAGAAAUUUUCACUGUUUCAAAUUAUUCUGA